CUCACCGCCGUCACAGCUCUUGCUCGUCCUCCUCGUCCUCGUCUUCAUCAGACGGUGAUUCGAAGAAGUGGAACAAGGAAAAGAAGAGCAAAAAAUAUAAGAUGCACUUGAACGAGGCUGAUGAGCAGACUCACGGUUCAGGCCACAUCUCCAUGCCGAACCCGACCCACGUCCUCGACGGCAAGGGGAACCAUCCCCCCCCGUACGUGCCGCACCCCCAACCCCAGCCCCAGCCCUCAAAUUUCCCGUCGUCCGGCUACCGCAUUCCCCUCACCGCAGACGCCGCCUUCCCUGACGUGCAGCUCACGCGCUACCCGCCGUUCUUCGACGCGGACGGCACGUCCCCCGUGUUCAUCGGCUCCGCUAUUUUCCAGAGCUCCGUGCACCCGUGCAAAAUCGCCGCGCGCCUGCAGCCCCCGUGCCGUGUCCCGUACGGCGGGGUCGAGCACGAGCACCGCGGGCGGUACGACCUGCUCCCGUUCAUGCCCGAGACGAUGGAGUGGGUGCGCGCGUCGCACGGGCGGCUCCCGCAGGACAGGCGGCCCGUCGAGGGCGGGUACGAGGAUAACGGCGCGAGGCUCUAUCACGCCGUCGCGACCGUCGAGGGCGUGCAGGUGCCAGGAAAGGCCGGCGCCCAUCUGGGUGGCUGCCACGUCGCGUUUGGCGGCGGGGAGCAUGUCAUCAAGGAGAACUAUGAUGUCCUGUGCUGGAAGGUUUGAAGAUCGCCAGGGAUAUUUUGGAUCUUGGGUCGCUUCCUCGGAUCCGUUGUACAACUGUCUGUCAUGAUCUAUGCAGUGCCACCGGGGCGCUAGCCUAGAUAUAGAGAAGUCGAGCUAGGUGUUGUUGUAAUACCAUGUAUGGUGAAUCUGAGUUCCGAAUGAUAUCACUUAUUUCUUCCAUU
Heterobasidion irregulare TC 32-1 is the source of this 901-nucleotide messenger RNA. RefSeq lists its product as uncharacterized. The transcript has 3 exons. NCBI's taxonomy places the organism in Eukaryota, Fungi, Basidiomycota, Agaricomycetes, Russulales, Bondarzewiaceae. The record is from RefSeq and is a predicted model, not a curated record. Bases 102 to 719 code for a protein of 205 amino acids.